GUCUAAAUCUAACAUUGGCCAUAGAGUUGUACACCCCGGCGGAAGUGCUGGUUGAGAAUGGCACCACGGGGAUCCUCAAGUGUUCCUUCAAGUCCAGGGAAGUGAUCAGCAGUGCAGCCACAGUCACCUGGUCGUUUCGCCCGGCGGGAUCCGACGCCGGACACGCCGUUUCCAUUUUCUAUUACACUUCUGGGAAGCACUACCCAGGGAGCGUGGCUCAAUUCAAAGACAGGGUGAAAUGGGCGGGAGACCUGAACAAAAAAGAUGCCUCAGUCCAUUUAAUCGAGGCGCAGUUCAACGACAACGGCACCUACUCGUGUGCCGUUAUUAACCCGCCCGACAUAUCUGGCACCGCCGCUCAGACACAGCUCAAGGUUGUUAUCAAAGAGUCUCUCCCUCAAGACAACACGGCUGUCAUAGUGGGCGCCGUGUGCGUCAUCGGGCUUAUCCUCAUCGCUGUGGUUACCUGCCUGAUCAUUAAGAGGUAUCAAACCAGCCAUGAAUACGAAGGCUGCACCUCAGUGGAGAGUGUGAGCUCCCACGCCACACCCAUGGGAGGGAAAAAACCAGAGUCCAGCUUGGAGGGCUCCAGGUGUAGCAGCCCCUCCGCCCCGGUCCAGGGGCCGCUGAUAUACGCCCAGUUGGAUCACUCGGGCACCAAGAACCCCAACUCAUUCCACAAGAUGGAGCCAGUGGUCUACGCUGACAUAAGGAAAAACUAAAGAGAACUGGAGACCAAAAGGCACAGGCCACCAUAGCUCGCUGCUUUAGGA
Messenger RNA from Coregonus clupeaformis (lake whitefish), 773 nucleotides. RefSeq names its product myelin protein zero-like protein 1. Gene Ontology annotation, cellular component: membrane; focal adhesion; cell surface. The transcript is spliced from 5 exons. NCBI's taxonomy places the organism in Eukaryota, Metazoa, Chordata, Actinopteri, Salmoniformes, Salmonidae. The record is from RefSeq and is a predicted model, not a curated record. The annotation marks the transcript as partial.